Calliphora vicina (urban bluebottle blowfly) is the source of this 2703-nucleotide messenger RNA. It is a transcript of the gene CDase, whose product is annotated as neutral ceramidase. Gene Ontology annotation, molecular function: N-acylsphingosine amidohydrolase activity. Gene Ontology annotation, biological process: sphingosine biosynthetic process; ceramide catabolic process; long-chain fatty acid biosynthetic process. Gene Ontology annotation, cellular component: extracellular region. The coding region runs from base 95 to 2221 and encodes 708 amino acids. The transcript is spliced from 9 exons. The record is from RefSeq and is a predicted model, not a curated record. NCBI's taxonomy places the organism in Eukaryota, Metazoa, Arthropoda, Insecta, Diptera, Calliphoridae.
GAGGAUUAAACGUUGAACAGAUCCGUUUCAACUCCGUACGACGCCAUUUUUUUAGAAUACUCCCUUAUGAGUUGUUAAAAUAUCUUUAUUGGAAAUGAAUUACAAAUUUUAUAGUAUAGCCAGUGUAUUGGCAUUAUUAUGCCUUUCAUCUUUGGUAUGGCAAACGGCGGAAGCCUAUCAACUUGGAUUGGGACGAGCCGAUAUUACUGGACCUCCUGUGGAAAUUAAUUUUAUGGGAUAUGCCAGCAUCAAACAAGUUGGCCGAGGCCUUCACUUGAGACAAUUUGCCCGCGCCUUUGUGGUUGAAGAUGAAAAUAAUAAACGUAUCGCUUUUGUGUCGGUAGACGCCGGUAUGAUGGGCUACGGCGUUAAGCGUGAGGUAAUUAAACGUUUGAAAGCACGUUAUGGUGAUAUUUACAGCAAUGAAAACGUUGUAAUUAGUGGUACACAUACACAUGGUGCUCCCGGGGGUUUUCUAAUGCAUCUCUUAUAUGAUAUAUCGAUUUUGGGCUUUGUGCCACAGACAUUUGAGGCCAUGGCUAAUGGUAUAUAUUUGAGUAUUAAAAGAGCCACUGACAAUAUGGUGGAUGGCAAAAUCUAUCUCUCUCGCACUGUGAUCCUUAAUGCCAAUAUCAAUCGUUCUCCCACUUCCUAUUUACGCAAUCCAGCCGAGGAACGUGCCCAAUAUGAACAUGAUGUGGACAAAGAGCUAACUCAGUUGCGUUUUGUCGACCGGGAAAAUAACAUAAUGGGCGUAUUCAAUUGGUACGCGGUUCAUGCCACUUCCAUGAAUAAUACCAAUAAAUUGGUAUCCAGUGACAAUGUGGGUUAUGCUUCUUUACUUUUGGAAAAGGAAUAUAAUGCUAAUAAGGUGCCCGGAAAGGGUAAAUUUGUGGGUGCUUUCUGUUCAGCCAAUUUGGGUGAUGUGUCGCCUAAUAUUUUGGGUCCUAAAUGCUCACACACCGGCAAUGCCUGUGAUUUACUGACUUCAAAAUGUCCCUCCAAAGAGGGUGAAUGUUUUGCUUCUGGUCCUGGUAAAGAUAUGUUCGAAAGUACGAAAAUUAUUGGUGAACGUUUGGCCGAGGGAGCUUUGCGCUUACUCAAUGAAGCUAGCGAAGAAGACAAUAAUGGACGUGAAAUCACUGGCGAUUUAAAUUACAUUCAUCAGUUUGUUGAUAUGCCCAAUUACAAUGGCACAACCUACAGUCCACUAUUGCGUAAAAUUGAUAAAAUUCGUGGCUGUCAACCGGCCAUGGGUUAUAGUUUUGCAGCGGGUACUACCGAUGGUCCUGGUGCUUUUAGUUUUGAACAGGGUACUUUAACGGAAAAUGCCAUGUGGAAUUUAGUGCGUGAUUUUAUUGUUCCACCCACCCAAGAUGAUAUCUCGUGUCAUUCACCAAAACCCAUACUCUUGGCUACUGGAAGGGCCACUUUCCCCUAUGAAUGGCAACCGAAAAUUGUGCCCACACAAAUAGUGCAAAUUGGUGAUUUGAUUAUUACUGCGGUGCCUGGUGAAUUUACCACCAUGGCCGGUAGGCGUUUGCGCAAUAAAGUAAGAGCCGUAGCAGCAGCUACUGGCGGCAAAGAUGUUGAUGUUAUAUUGGCAGGUCUGUCAAAUCUCUACUCCAGUUAUAUUACCACACCCGAAGAAUAUCAGGCUCAACGUUAUGAAGCGGCCUCAACAAUAUUUGGACCCAAUACCCACACCAUUUACAUGGAUGUAUUUGAGCGUUUAACUAAGGCCAUGUUAAGAGGAGAAAUUGUUGAUGCUGGUCCAAAUCCUCCCUAUAUGAAUGAUCGUAUGCUAUCCAUGAAUACGGGCGUUAUAUUUGAUGGUCAUCCUUUGGACAAAGAUUUCGGUUAUGUUAAAAAACAACCCUCCAAGCAAUACAAAAUAAAUGAUACUGUCCAGGUAACCUUUGUAUCGGGCAACCCGCGUAAUAAUCUAUUCCACGAAAAGACCUAUCUGGCAGUAGAACGUAAAAUCAAUGAAGAAAGAUGGAAAGUUGUGCACACCGAUGCCAGUUGGGAUACCAAAUUCAUUUGGGAGCGUACUCAUUUGAUUUUAGGUUUCAGUGAUGUUCACAUACACUGGUCCAUCGGUCCCAACACAUUACCCGGUGAAUAUCGUAUACGUCACUUUGGCAAUUACAAAUACAUUUUAGGUGGCAUCUUUCCCUACGAAGGCCAAACACAUUCAUUUACGGUUAUAGAAGACUAAAAUAUAACGAGUAUUUUGGAUUAAGAAAUCAACUGUUAUGAGGAAUAUAGUAUUGGAGUCAUCCCUCUCUUGAGGAUUUAGUGUUGUUUGUGCUGUUUGGUCUAGUCACAGACUGUAUGCUUCAGGGUGUAAAUAUUUAAAGAAAAAAAAUAAAACAAAUCACAAAAUAUUUUUACAAAAAUUGUUUUAGCAAUUUUUUCCAUAUUUAUUAUUAUAAACUUUUUUGUUAAUAUUUUGUAUAUAAAUUAUAGAAUAAUUUAAUAUUCUAUUUAAAAACUAUACAUAAAUACAACCAAAUACUUUAUUCAUAAAAAUAAUAAAGUUUUAGUAAAAGAUGUUUAUAAAGAAAAUAAUUUAUAAACUUGUUAAUUAAAUUUAAUAAAUUUUUUAUGAAUAGAGUUCGAUAAUUUAUAAUUCCUACUUAUUUAAAGCUUUAUUUUUAUAAUUAUGUAAAUAAAUUAUAGUUAUAUAAAAAAAAUAAA